Molecule: messenger RNA, 567 nt
Organism: Trypanosoma grayi
Lineage: Eukaryota; Euglenozoa; Kinetoplastea; Trypanosomatida; Trypanosomatidae
Product: TcC31.12
Exons: 1
Coding region: 1-567 (188 amino acids)
Source: RefSeq, a predicted model, not a curated record
AUGGGUGCUGUUUAUGAUGAUGCAGCUGCCAUUUUCGAUUUAAAGGCAUCUUUUUUCCAGGUAGGCUUGCCGGAAAAGACACGCAGAAAUUUCCGUUGCCGUACGGAAAGGGAGGGGGGGGGGGCUGGUCGAGGCCACGCGGCACCCCAUGGGGUACAAACGCAGCCCGCAAAUCAUGCAUACCAUCACAAGGGUUUGGCUGGGGACCCGGAAUCCGUUAAACUACGUAAUGCGGCCCCGCAGGAGUUAGCUCUACACGCGUGGUUGGAUGAUAUUCGUAUCGCGGGGCCGCGUAAAAGCGUAGAUUUUUGGGCGGAACGCCAUUGUGGAAAACGUGCGCGAAUGCAAUGCCAUGCUUGGGGGGCACGGGCCCCCGCCGCGCGUUAUGAAUUCACAUGGGUUUGUUUCGGCCAUACGGCUAAGACGGUGCCGUUCAGGGGCAAAACGUUACGGAAACUGAGGGGCGUUACGUCCCCCCACAAGACUUCAGUGGGGGGAAUUGGCGGCCUCGCUUCGAGUCUGGUGUGUGCGGCGGGGGUUCGCUUUUUCGGCAUUAUUUCUUUUUGA